GUCACAGUGCAAAAUACAAGCCAGUGCCAAAUAUCUCAUUUAUUGUUUAUAGUUUUAUUAACAGUCUUUCAAAAAAGCUAAGGGAAAUCACCACUGCCAUGAACCUAUUCUCGCGCUUGAUACGUUUGGGAGGUGGGGCCAGCAAAAGCUCCGUUACGCUACCAGCUCCUGGUGAGUUUUUCUAAGCUAACAGUUCAAAUUUCCCGCCAAUCAGUUUUGUAGCAACGAGCAUCUGUAAGACAGCGCGUAUGUGAUAGUACAAUCAACGCAGCUGCUGAAUACCCACCCGAUUCCACGGAGGUCUACAAAACUAUAGCCGAAGAUACUUUUGUGGCAGCCAGUUCGAACCCCGAAAAAGUCGACAUGGUCCAGGAUGAGAAGGCGGCCCACGCCGAUGGCGCCGACGAACAGAUGCUGGGCUCCAACGGAGUGGAGGAUAAGCUGGCCGAGCGUCGGGAUGAGGUUAAGUUCAUCAAGGGCGAUCACCAGAACGGAGAUGCCAAGAUCGACAUCGGAACCGUAAACGGAGGCAAGCCCGCCUUCACUGGUAUGAGCAAGGAGGAGCUCAUGAAGUACGCCAACGACCCUUUCUGGGUGCGACUCCGCUGGAUCUUCUUCGUGUGCUUCUGGGCCAUUUGGGUGGGCAUGCUGGUGGGCGCCAUCCUAAUCAUCAUCGGAGCCCCCAAGUGCGCUGCUCCGCAGCCACUUCCAUGGUACAAGCGUGGACCACAUGCCAAGUUCGCCAGCGUUGAGACCUGUAGGCCAGAGGAUGUUCAGGUCGCCAAAAAACUGGUUUCCGCUGGCGCGAUUUAUGAGCUUCCAGCUGCUCUGACCUACGACGUGAAGAAGCCGGAGGUGGAGGAGAAGAUCAAGCAUUUGGUGGCUCUGUACCAGGGCAGCGAUACCAGGGUUAUACUUGACCUGACGCCCAACUACGCGGCAAAGAACUCGCAGCUUGUGCAGGAUGCCAUUGCAAACCCGGAGAAGAGAUCGGCCUUUGUCUGGGUGAGCGGCGGUAAAGCUCUUCCCAACAACUGGCUCAAGGUGGGCGGCAAUCGCAGCGCCUGGGAAAAGGUUGGAGACAACUAUGUGCUCUCCCAGUUCGAAGACGGGUACUACGACCUCAAGAUGAACAGUACCAUCAUUAGGAACGAGUUCGGAGCAGUCCUAAAGCAUCUGGUGGCAUUGGGCGUUCGAGGCUUCCGCCUGAAGAAUACCAAGUUCUUUGCGCUAUUCGAUAGCCUCGAGGAUGAGCAGAUCUCGUCAUCGCCGAAGGACUUCAGCCUGGGACCCAAUGAAUAUGGCUUCUACUCCCACAGACAAACAACUUUCCUAUCCGGCCUGGGCGAUGUGCUCUAUGAUUACCUGAGCAUCGUGAAGAAUGCCUCCGACGAGGCUUUCUUCUCGGUUGCCGAAGAUGUCAUGGAACCACAGGUGUACCAGUUGAGCGGAGAUUCUGGAGCAUACGGCAUCGAUCUGCCUAUGUACGGAAACUUUGUAAAGGUGCUCAGCAAAUCUAAGCCAGACACGUCGCUACAGAAGGAACUGGAUAACACACUCGCCCAAUCGGGCACGGACAGCUGGCUGCAGUGGAACUUAGCGGACGUCUAUGUCGACACCCCACAGGAUCCAUCUGCUCUGGCCAUGUUCCUAUCCCUGCUGCCCGGUGUUCCCGUGGUGGCUGUGGAUGCUGUGGCUUAUCAAAACGUUACCGAGGAGACCUACAGGCAGAUCACCUCUCUGCGCAAGACUGCAUCCUACAUGCAUGGAAAUCUUAAUCUCUACCAGGCCGAUCCACUGGUCGCCUUCUCCAGGAUCAAGUCUGGAAACCCUGGCUACUUUGUCAUCUUCAAUCCCACCGAACUGCCGCAGGCGAGCAACUUUACUAUCCCAGACAAUCUGCCGGACAAGAUGACGGUGUCCUAUUUCAGCGAGCAGUACAACAAUAACAUGGAUAACUCCGGAAAGGUUGCUCAUGCUGGACGCGUGAAUCUCAAGGAUCUCAAGGUGGCCCCGCACUCCAGCAUUAUCCUGACCUAUGUGCCAGUGAAGGCGGAGUAAUGUGGUAGUACCUGUAACUAUCCACCAAAAUAAACAAUAUCGCAUAAUGGCAUAUAUACAGAAAUUGUAUAAAAAAGUAACUCGCUUUGUUAACCGUUGAGAUUUAAAGCCGCCAAACAAAAUUAAAAACUUAUUCGCUGAGAACUUUUUAGACUUGCUUGCUUGUUAAAUGCGCUUGCUAAGAAAUAAAUACAAUAUUUGCUUGCAUUU
This is a messenger RNA of Drosophila melanogaster (fruit fly), 2271 nucleotides long. It is a transcript of the gene CD98hc, whose product is annotated as CD98 heavy chain. Gene Ontology annotation, molecular function: alpha-1,4-glucosidase activity. Gene Ontology annotation, biological process: amino acid transport; carbohydrate metabolic process. The transcript has 7 exons. Lineage: Eukaryota; Metazoa; Arthropoda; Insecta; Diptera; Drosophilidae. Bases 364 to 2061 code for a protein of 565 amino acids. The record is from RefSeq and is marked reviewed.